UAAAGUUACUGCCCUUUGAAGCGAAAUUUCCAAAAAUUUUCGAGAUUUGGUUUCGUUUUGAAAUUAAUAUAUAUUUUUAAUAAACACUUCUACAGCCAUCGUUUAAUGGUCGUAAAGUAAACUAUUUAGCUGCGAUAAGGCGAGGUUGAGACGCAGUCACCAUGGAGGUGAGUGAGAGCAAAGCUGAAGUGUGUUACAAGUGUCACAAGCAGGGCCACUAUGCGAGAGAGUGCCGGUCAUUUGGAGGGGGAAGGUCAUCUGGUGCAUCUAAUGUACGAUGCUACAAGUGCAACAAGGCUGGUCACUUUGCCAGGGACUGUAAGAUGGAGGGGGAGAGAUGUUACAACUGUAACAAGAUAGGACACAUUGCCAAGGACUGUGAUAGGGAGAUAGAUGAAGCUGGCAUAUGCUACAUUUGUGAGAAGCCAGGCCACAUUCAGAAGAACUGUCCUGAUGGUGACCAAGACUCCAAGACUUGCUACAGGUGUAAUGGGAAGGGCCACUUGGCUCGUGACUGCACCCAGGAAGUGGUAGAUGAUCGUGAAUGCUACAAGUGCGGAAAGGUCGGCCACCUAUCUCGGGAAUGCAGCGAUAACCGGUCUUCUGAGUGCUAUAAGUGUGGUGGAUCGGGCCACCUUGCGCGGGACUGCACGGAACAGGAGGACAUGCGGGACACCCGUAGCUGCUACAACUGUGGGGAGGAAGGUCACAUCUCCCGAGACUGUCCCAACAAGCGCAGGGCCACCAACCGCAGUGAGCGCAACCAGGACUGCUACAAGUGCGGGCAGUCAGACCACCUGGCCCGUGACUGCCCAACAAGUCGACGUGAUGUGGAGUGUUACAACUGCGGGAAGACGGGCCACUUUGCCCGCGACUGUCCUGAGAGUCAGAAAGACACGUCAGAUGUAAAGUGUUACAACUGUAACAAGCUCGGUCACUUUGCCCGCGACUGCAAGGAGUAUGAGGAGGAGGAAGAUUAGGGCCUGUGUCCAGAGGCCGUGCUAACUUUAAGAACAUUUUUCCUGGAACACAAGACACAUUUUUUUUAUUUUUUUUGCCAAAUAUUUGAACUUGUGCCUUUAAUUCAUCAGUAUACUAGUACAUUUUUGUGCAGGGGACGUAUUCACAAAACAAUUGCUUUAAUAUUGAAUCAAAUUUGGCAUGAAAUGCCUCUAUCUACAGCAUUCUUUAUGUAGAACAUUUUGUUAAGGACUGGUUUCCAUUUUGUGAAAGACUUUUAAUGGAAGGAAAAAAACGUUUUAAUGCUUGUGUAAGAAGGGUUUAGAAUGCAAAAUCAAAUUUUAGAAAAAGGCUAAAUAUUUGUAUCCAACAUUCUAAUUCUAAUAUGCAUUUCUUAAAAUAAAGUAGCUGAUAUUCUGAAUUAAAUCAGAAUUUGGUACUAUUAACUAAAACAAAAGUUUUGUGCAGACAACUGUGUUGUAUAAGUCAAUGAUUUCAUAAUUUACUGUAUACCACAGUUCAACACUGACUUAUCAUUUGUAUGUAACAGAGAAUUUGGUAAAGUGAAAAUAGUAAAUCUUCAUCUUUUGCGCUAUGGAUAUUUAAUUGUGUUGUUAUGCACUACGCAACUUUUAUUCAUUAGUUGAGAUCAUUUAGAUUUUUAAGCUACAAAGUAUUUACUUGACUUACCUUGCUGUCGCAUGUGUUUUAAAAUAAUUCACAUGCUUUUUUGCAGAACAAAUGAUUUAAACAAAGUACAUAUGAAGUAACAUUCAAAAUCAGAACUUACUUUGUUAAAUAAUACAUGUUUAUGAAUGAUAAUAUAACAAAAUGUCCCCCAUAAAGGGCAAAUGUCAAUGUCUGGUUUUGUUUUGAAAAAAUUUGGCAUAUUUGUAUCAGUUAGAAACUAUGUAAACCAGAAAAAACUAUUAUUUUAAAUAUGAGCCUUGUUCUGAGAAAACUGGGCUUAAUGCAUGUGCGUAAAGUGUUGUCCCAAAUUAGCCUGUGCAGUAUGCACAGGCUAAUUAGGGAAGACACUUUCCGCUUUUAUGACAUUUUUCGUUUAAAUGAAGUCUCUUUUUAGCAAAAAUCCAAUUUAAGGGGAAAGUGUUGUCCCUGAUUAGCCUGUGUGGACUGCAGAGGCUAAUCUGGGACGACAUGUUGCUCACAUGCAUUAUGCCCAGUUUUCUCAGAACACGACUCAUAUGCUUAAUGGAAAUAUAAUUAGUGUUUUGUAAUAAUGAUCGCUGUAUUACUUUUCUUUAAAGAUUUAUAGGAGAUUCUUUCAAUAUGGAUUUUGUGUGGACUAUUAAAGAGAAUGAAUAUUUUAAUGAGAUGUUUACAAGUUUGGAUAUUUGGAUGUAGGGUCUUACAAAAUGAAUAAUCAACUAUUAUUUCAGAAUUUGUUUGCAUCUAUACGGGAAUAAAAACAAGUUGUUUUUCCAACUUAACAAACUUUUUUGCAGGAUUAUUGGACACAUUGUUUAAAUAUUCAUUUUGUCAAAUAUGUGAAUGGAUGCCUUUAAGUUAUAAGUUUGUAAUAACCAAAAUAAUUUGUUAACAGAUUAUAUAACAAUUAAGUUUGAUUGAAAAAAGCAGUGAUGUAAUAAACUUAUUUCAUCAUUCAAUCUUAAACAUCAGGAUACAUACAUUGACACUUAUUGUUUGUGUCUUGUUCUGUGAAAAUUUGGCAAAAUGCAUGUGCGUAAAGUGUUGUCCCAUAUUAGCCUGUGCAGUCCGCACAGGCUAAUCAGGGACAACGCUUUCUGCUUUAAUGGUACUUUUUGUUAAAAGGAAUUCCCUUUUUACCGAAAAUCUCUUUUAAGCUGAAAGUGUUGUCCCUGUUAAGCCUGUGCGGACUGCACAGGCUAGUCUUGGACGACACUUUACGCACAGGCAUUAUGCCCAGUUUUCUCAGAAAGCCACACAUUUGUUUAAAGGAAUGAGAUCAUGUCAAAUACUUGCACUGUUUGCAAUCUGUGAAUGUCCAUAAAAUGUUCGAAUUUAUAAUGUAGCCCCUGCAAUGAGGACUUGUUUCCAGUGAAAUAUUGUGUUUAUACAUUAUGUGUGUUAGUGAAUUUGUAUUCUUAUCAUAGUUUUUGAUGGAGAUGGGUUUUGAUUUUCUGUACUUUUAAUCUCUCCUGAGCCCAACAAGCUCAUGGAUGUGUUUGUGUGUGUGGCUGUUGUCUUUCAAGUUUAACCCAUUUAUGCCAAGCAUCUAGAAAAAAGUCCUUGGCAAACAGCGUAGACCCAGAUGAGACGCUGCAUGAUGCGGCGUCUCACCAGGUUCUGCGCUGUUUGCUUAAAGGAAUAUCUGUAAGAAAUAUUCUAAAUAUAGAAAUAAAUGUACUAGACAUCCCUAAUUUUGGAAAUAAACUGAUCCAAUUUAGAAGGAUGGGAGAGUCAACUAGGCAUAAAUGGGUUAAACUGGGUCAUGUUGGGAAACGAUGAGGUCACCUUGCUACAUGUAACAAAAAGUAUGUGAACUUUAUAUGACAUAAUUCUGAGGCCAUAUUUCCAGGCCAAUCAUUGCCAAACAUUUUUCUAUUGAUAACUGGGACAGAUACAAUAUUCAGUCAUAUGGAAUCUAAAAUAGAUCACCAGAGCUAGUUGAAGAAAAGCAAUGUGAAUUUUACUGAGAUUUUUAUUGUUAACUGAAUCGUCAAAAAUUGUUUUGAACAGUUUGAGUUCCUUUACCCCUCAAGUGUGCGUUGUCUGGUUGUGUAAUCAUUUUAGACUUAGAUGUUUUUGUGAGUGAAUAACAAAUUAAUUUCAAUAGUUGAAAUGUGAGUGUUUAAUAUUUUAUAUAAAUUAUAUUUGAAAUAAACAGAUGAAAUAGUUCUAGAACACGUUUUCACACACUUACACUUGAGUUAUUGAAAUUUGAAUUAAUUAAUUAGUAUACCAUUUUUACGUUGAAAUGGAUGAAUUAAGUCUUAACUUAUGUUUUACAUUAGUGACAUUAUUGGUUGAGCUGCAAUCUUGUAAAUAUAGCUCAUUUAAGGCAGCAUAGAAAGACAUUUUAAAUAGUUUAUGACCCUUGUGUGUGGUAUUGAUCUUCUGCAACAAUUACGAGUUGGUGAGUUGUUACAUUUUUCGAGUAUUACAGUGGUUAAACACUUACGUGUUGUGCAUAAACCUGUUGCUGUAAACUGCACACAAAUUGUAAGUGGCCAUAUUUAAACUCUAUAAUGAAAUGGUUGUUAUUGAUUGGCUUAAUAUUUUUUUAUGAUUGUACAUAACAUGUUUUUGAGUCAUUUUGGAUUACCAGGUACUGUUUUUCCAACGGCAAUGAUUUUUCUAGAAGAAGCUUGUACAAAUUUGUAUUGAUAUCAAAUUUUUGUGGCAAUCCAUGUUAAAUACCUGUAUUAAAUGUUAAAAUUUUGUCACUUUAUAAAUAAAAUGGAAAAACAAAAAAUCGGGACAGGUUUUGAAAUGCUACAAUGAACUUAAAUGGUUCAAAUUUAAUUUGUUAAAUUAAAAUCUGGUCAAGUUUUAGACUCAUCAUAGAUCAUGUCUCUAUGUUUGAUACGUAAACAUUAAACUUUAAUGGUAAAGUUUAACUUGUGCCAUCUUGCGAGUGCAGUUAUGUGUUAUGCAACAAAGCCAAGCAAUAGCAUUGGCAUACUUAGCUCAUAUAUAAGACUCUUUCUGGGGAUUCUGGGCUAAAUGCAUACCCUGAACGUGUUAUCCCAGAUUAGCCUGUGCAGUCUGCGUUGGUCGGUAUUUGUUAGCAUGUUACAUGUAGCUUACACAGAUUGAUUGGGCUGCGUUCUUGGAAAACUGGGCUUAAUUCAUUUUCAUAAAGUGGCUUCCCAGAUUAGAGGACGACACUUCCCUUUUUAAUGGAAUAUUUCGUUAAAAGGAAGUCUCAAGCAAAAAUCUUGUCUAGGCAGGAAGUGUCGACUCUGAUAAGCCUGUGUGGACUCAACAGGCUACUAUACGCACAUGCAUUUAGCACAGUUUUCCCAAAACGACGUUUAUUUUUAACGAUAUCAAUGAGAGGAGUGUGUGUUAAUACAAAAUAAACAGAAAUACUAUUAA
Molecule: messenger RNA, 5004 nt
Organism: Dreissena polymorpha
Lineage: Eukaryota; Metazoa; Mollusca; Bivalvia; Myida; Dreissenidae
Exons: 7
Coding region: 162-980 (272 amino acids)
Biological process (GO): positive regulation of cytoplasmic translation
Cellular component (GO): cytoplasm
Molecular function (GO): zinc ion binding; mRNA binding; translation regulator activity
Source: RefSeq, a predicted model, not a curated record